CUAUUUAACCAGUAGAGAGGUGAGGUAAGGACCUGCAGCUGGACUGGAUUAAUGGACCCGCCGAGAAAUGGUGAUCCCUUGCAGACACAGUGGAAGUUGAAGUGAAUGCUUGCAACUCCCGAAUCCCGAGGUCUUUGUCUUCAGUCCUUUGUUUUGGAGUGGUGGUGGACAGUGAGCGAAAGAGAGAGCGCGCUCUCCAAGCAGAUCGGAGUAGACACGCACGGACACACGUACAGAGCUUCAACUUCUCUCUCUCUCUGCCUCUCGCUUUCCAUUUCCCAGCUCAUACGCGCUCUCCUCCUUUCUUUCAGCUUCCUUGUCUAACCCGACAAAAACACCUCUCUCUCUCUCUCUCUCUCUCUCUCUCUCUCUCUCUGUGCUUGCUCAGAGUUCUUCACGAGUUUACUCGGCUUCAAAAGAUUGAAUCCGGUAUCAGAAAUCGUGUCGGCUUGUUUAUCGUGAGUGAAUAAAUGGAUCCGUCGGCGCUGAUUGACGAGGGAUCUUUUUCGAACGCCAAUGCUGCUUCUCACAACCUUAUGGAGAUCUGGCAGUUCCCAGCGACUGGCACUGGGGGCGCGGGGGAAUUCGGCGGUGGGUUGGGGCUGAGGAGGACGCCGUUCGGGGAUGUUAUGGGUGAGAAUCGGGACGCUUCAGGCAAUGAUCCAAUGAGUUUGGACCCCGUACCAAAUCAUGGCGGUGCGAGGAAGCGGCGUGAUUUUGAGAACGAUUCCGCCAAGGGCGUCUCCACCAGCAAUGAAAAUGUCGCGAAAGAAUGCGCCGGAAAGCGGCUCAAAAGAAGAUCGGGAAAUGGGGAUGAGAAUCCCGAGUCAAAAGCUGAAGCUCAACCCAGUUCAGGCAAGCGUGUGGAACAGAAUACUCGACCAACGUCAGAGCCGCCCAAGCAAGAUUAUAUCCACGUACGAGCGAGAAGGGGCCAAGCUACCGAUAGCCACAGUUUAGCAGAAAGGGUAACACCCGUUUAUUUAUAUGCUAGAAGGGAAAAGAUCGGCGAGAGGAUGACAAUUCUACAGGAUCUGGUCCCUGGUUGUAACAAGGUUAUUGGCAAGGCACUGGUCCUUGAUGAGAUAAUCAACUAUGUUCAGUCCCUACAGCAUCAGGUUGAGUUCUUGUCAAUGAAGCUUGAAGCGGUUAACUCAAGAAUGAACCCCAGUAUUGAAGUGUUUCCUUCUCAAAAUGCAACCCCAGGCUAUACGGAUCGAUAUUCAUGAAUCUGGUUUUCUGUAUAAUGUAUGUAUAUUUGAAAGCAAGCAUAGUCAAUCUCUGAACAAAGUGUUUGCUCGAGUGUGACACCAACACUAGGGUUCUUCCAUUGCCAAGAGCAUCCUUGGUCAUUUCAUUGUUACCAGCAGAACUGAUAAAAUGCCCAAAAUCAGUUAAAAGGGGUGAAGUGAAAGCAUGUAAAGGUCAGAGAUACAAUCCGAGUACAAAAUUUUAUGUCAUAUAUUUGGAAGUGGAGAAAUCAUCACAUUAGCGUACAUCUAUCUCCAACAGGGUAGAUGAACCAUUUAGACUGUUCAGUUAAUAAAUCAAAUAGUAUGCAGUUUGAAUUACUUCCUAA
Molecule: messenger RNA, 1579 nt
Organism: Carya illinoinensis
Lineage: Eukaryota; Viridiplantae; Streptophyta; Magnoliopsida; Fagales; Juglandaceae
Product: transcription factor BPE-like
Exons: 6
Coding region: 471-1229 (252 amino acids)
Biological process (GO): regulation of DNA-templated transcription
Cellular component (GO): nucleus
Molecular function (GO): protein dimerization activity; DNA-binding transcription factor activity
Source: RefSeq, a predicted model, not a curated record